ACAAGGUAUGCCAGUCGGUGGGUUCGCUGCAACCUGUAGCUUCCCUGCGUAUCCUGCUUAUCAGUUCAAACCCCGCUUCUCCGCUAAUUAGCCUCGGACGGACCCACCAGUGACUUAAUUCCUGAUCAAGUUCAAUUCGACGACAUGUUCUUAUUAUCAGGCAGAAGCAACCUCGCAUUUAUGGAUUCCUUCUCGCAUUGAAACUCUGACCACCAACCCAUUGAAUGCAAGAGCAUGUCUGACGCUCACAGGGAAGGUUUGCCGCUUGCAAAGCGGCGGCGCGUGGCUCUGGCAUGCAGCGCAUGCCGCACUCGAAAGUCAAGAUGUGAUGGACGGCGGCCAUCCUGCUCGACAUGUACAGCAUUGACGCUCGAGUGUUUAUAUGAUCCGCCAGAUUCAGCAGCCAAUGUACUGGUGCGGAAAGAAUACGUCUCAGAGCUUGAGCAACGCCUGAAGCAUGUGGAAUCCCUGCUACGGCGACAUGACGAUCUACUGACGGGACACCUUGCCUCAUGCUCAACGAGUGCACCCCAGUUCCUCACGGGACGCGCUGGAGAUCGGGCGAGCGUGUCCAGCGUCGACCACGCACAGGGCGGAAUUCACCUCAACGCACUGGACGUGGACGAUGCAGAAUCUGACGAGACAAAGACCGAUGGCCUUGCCAUCAAAUUUGUGGAAGAGCCAACCCCGGUCUACUACGGUCGAUCCUCCAGCAUUGCAUUCACUCGAUGCUUACUGCGGGCCAUGUCUGUGGCGCCGAGGACCAAGCAGACCGAAACCCCAAUCUCUUGUAGGGAGGCCGGCUCCGUCGACUGCAGGCCCGCGGAUCCCGCGCAGCAAUACUCCCCGUCGGUGCUGGAUUCUCCCAAAAGCGAGUGUGUCUCCGCCACGGCCUUGCCCUCAGAGGAUGAAAUGGAUACAUUGCUCACAGCUUACUUCAACGCUUGGGGGUCGCUUUUCCCGUUCCUUCAUGAGCCGACCUUCAGGCAAAUCUAUGAAGAUUGCAAGGCUAAUGGAUUCAGAAAGGCUCGUCGAACCUGGCUGGGCCUGCUAAAUAUGAUGUUCGCAAUGACUACCAACAUUGAUCAAAGAGCAGAGGUGUCGGCCAAGCAGCGGUUCAGGAAAUCUUAUGUCUUUUUCCAGCGUGCAGUGGCUCUUUGCAGCGAAAUAGCAACGCGAGCUAUUAGCCUCGACAUUGUACACUACUUUCUACUAGCGGCACUCUAUCUGCAAGGCACUCAGCGGUCGAUCCAAAUCUGGACAGUACAUGGGAUGCUAGUGAGAGCUGCAAUGGCGCUGGGCUUGCAUUCUGAGCAAGCGGCCCAGGGACUUCAUCCCAUACAGGAAGAAAUCCGCCGUCGUACAUGGCUUACAAUAUAUUGCUUAGAUAAGUUGCAAAGCAUUACUUCGGGACGGCCGCCAUCCAUACCAGAUGAGUACAUUGUUGUGAAGAUGCCUUCACCAUGGAAAACGACCCCGCACCCGAUACAGGGUCAACUCGGGGAUGUGGACAUCGAGACAGGAUUUCUCAGUGCGACUGUGAGGCUCUAUCGGAUCAUGGGACGAUCCGUCGCCACACAAUACGGCCUCAAUUUGGGAGUUCCUGAUCAGGAGAUGGAUGAGAGUACAGCGAUACAGGCGGCAAGCGCAAUGCGACAGGAGCUACGGCAAUGGAUCUCUAACCUCCCACCAGCGCUCGCUAUAGUAGCCCCGUGCGAAGCUGCAUCAACAGGUUCGCAUGAGAUGACGUACUCGAAUCGGUUGCGGGUGAUCCUGACCCUCCGGUAUCAUUUCGCCAACAUCCUGAUCCACCGCCCACUGCUCUGCGCGACGCUCGGCUAUUUGACAGUGCAAGGAGCAUCUGUAGCAGGCAAUUUGCCGUAUAGACUUCGACUCGCGGUGGCCGAAGCCCACGAAUGCAUACAAUCUGCCGAGAAGACGAUCGAAAUAGUUCAUGCAAUCCUGACCACGAAAGAUCCACGGUCCAUUGGCCUGGAUGUAUGGUUCUUCACGUUGUUCUAUGUCCUGAACUCGGCUUUGGUUAUCCUCGGCCGAUCAGUCCUAUCUCAACACGGUGUCUAUACAAAUGACUCAAGCAACUCGGCCGAAGCUCGUCUUGCUCAGGCCUUAGAAGCUCUAGACAGAUUGGACAAGGAUAAUCGUCAAGUCUACAACUGCGCCAAGUUCAUCCGGCAACUUUUGGAGCCACAGAAUGGUCAAGCCAGCGGACAGGACCCUAAGUCUCAAGCAGAUAAAGGCGGCCUACCCUACGAGCACACAUUGCCCACCCUUGGAGUACCACUUCUCAGCGACCCAGAUAUGGCUCAGUUUUCGAGCCCACAUCUUUUGGAUUACUCUGUUGAGGAGUUUAACUUAAACCUUGAGCACUUGAAUUAUUCGUACUGAAGAAUACCUGAAAGCUUGCUAGAACAUUUACCGGCUUUGCUGCUUGCCAAGUGGCAGCAGAAAGUGAGAUCCAAG
Molecule: messenger RNA, 2481 nt
Organism: Aspergillus aculeatinus CBS 121060
Lineage: Eukaryota; Fungi; Ascomycota; Eurotiomycetes; Eurotiales; Aspergillaceae
Exons: 4
Coding region: 235-2406 (723 amino acids)
Biological process (GO): positive regulation of transcription from RNA polymerase II promoter by galactose; DNA-templated transcription
Cellular component (GO): nucleus
Molecular function (GO): DNA-binding transcription factor activity, RNA polymerase II-specific; RNA polymerase II cis-regulatory region sequence-specific DNA binding; zinc ion binding
Source: RefSeq, a predicted model, not a curated record